This is a messenger RNA of Sardina pilchardus (European sardine), 1911 nucleotides long. RefSeq lists its product as uncharacterized. The transcript has 12 exons. The record is from RefSeq and is a predicted model, not a curated record. The coding region runs from base 1 to 1911 and encodes 636 amino acids. Lineage: Eukaryota; Metazoa; Chordata; Actinopteri; Clupeiformes; Clupeidae. Gene Ontology annotation, cellular component: cytoplasm. Gene Ontology annotation, biological process: cilium assembly; protein dephosphorylation. Gene Ontology annotation, molecular function: protein tyrosine/serine/threonine phosphatase activity; protein tyrosine phosphatase activity.
AUGACCACCAACGUCCCCGUGCCUCGCCCGUCCUAUUCCCAGGCGAGGGAGCGUCUGGUGAGGGCCAUCCCCCCGAAGAUCAUCUGCCUGCUGGCCUGCGGCGGCCGAGAGUGCCGCUACGAGGGGCCCGUCUGCUGGAAGCAAAGCCAGCAAGUCAUCAAGGGCCUCUUCUCCUCAUGGGUGACAGAGGACAUUGUUGCCAUGGCGAGGCCAUCUACUCACCUCAUUAUGAAGUACAACAUCAUAGACCAGUUUCAGGACCUGAACAUCAAGUCCCUCAUCAACAUGCAGUUACCAGGGGAACACGCCCACUGUGGGCCAGGCCUAGAACUUAGUGGCUUCACCUACUCACCUCAGACCUUCAUGGACAACCAGAUCUACUUCUACAACUUUGGCAUGCCGGACUUCGGGGUGUCGUCUCUGGUGGGGAUGCUGGACGCGGUGAAGGUCCUAGCGUUUGCUGUGAGGGAGGGGAAGGUGGCUGUGCAUUGCCACGCUGGACUCGGCCGGACAGGCGUGCUGAUCGCGUGCUACCUGGUGUACACCCUGCACAUCAGCGCCAGCGAGGCGGUGCACUACGUGCGCAUCAAGCGUCCGCGCUCCAUCCAGACGCGCUCCCAGAUCAGCCUGGUGUUCGACUUCGCCCGCCUCCUGGGCAGCCAGCUGCUGCAGUACCCGUGCCUGACACUGCGCCACGGCAACCCCUUCAGCCUGGGCCAGUACCUGCAGCGCCAGGGGCUGCUGCUCCACGGCCAGGAGGCCCGGCUCCUCGCGCACACGCCCAAGAUCCUGCACCUGCUCUGCUGCCAGCUCACCGCCAUCGCCCUGGGCAACGAGAGCCCUGAUGAGGUGCAGGAGGAGCUGGACAGGCGGACGCUCAUCUUGUCUCUCCAGCGGACGGUGAAGGACACGCUGGUGAAGAAGAAGUUCCUGCCGCUGCUGCUGGACGAGAGGGGCCUGCGGCGCUCGUCCUCCACGGGCUCCGUGACCUCGUGGGACGAGCCCUUCGGCUUCCUGCAGAGGAAGAGGGAGGUGCUGGUCAACAAGCGCUGCUACAGCGAGGGAGACCUGUACAAGAUCACCCUGGAGGAUGAAGACUUCGUCUGGUUGGUGGACAAUCAGCGAGACAACCUCGAGCUCAUGUGUGACCUGCAGGACAUGAAGACUCCAGUCCCACCCCCACCCCUCAAUGCACUGACCAAGGAGCAGUGGAACCAGGAAGUGGAGAGACUGGCCGCGUAUCGGCCCUACACUCCAAUGCUGUAUAACGGCGUCAUUGCAAAGAGGCCCAAAUGCAAGAUGAAGAAACCCCCCACUCUGUCCAAGCACAACUCCACCAAGGAGCUGCCGAGGAAUCAGCGGAAAAACAACCAGGCGUCCAUAGCGAGGGCGGUUGCCCGGGCGAUGGCGCGACAGCAGCUUCCCGAGGACACAGUGCUCGCCAGAGUGGUCGUGUUGCAGGAUGAACUCAACAAGAAUGUGUGCGGCUGGGCUACCGUUGCCAUAGAAACCGACCCUAAAGUACUCGUCCAUCUCCUGUGGACCUGGUUAGAACGCCUCAAGGAGCCUGUUCUGAGUGCAAGAGAUGUAAAGGAGUUGAUUUCGCACCAGACAAAUCAGAACCCCCUUAAAUUCUUACAGAAGAGCCAGCGCUCCACCAUCUCUUGCCUACUGCGCUGCAUCGCUCAGGUCACCAGCCUGUGUCCAAAGCAGGAGGACAGCGUGCUACAUCAUCUUGUGAGAACUCUAACCAGGCACCCUCCUCAGGAGAUUGACAACUCUGGGAAGUUGCUCCAGAUACUCAAGAACUCGAUGAGAGAACAGCUCCUGGUCAAGACUCUUCACUACAACACACACUCACAUACCGGGGCAGAUACACUCACCAACACACAUGGUCCAUCAAAGUCAUAG